This is a messenger RNA of Ricinus communis (castor bean), 2069 nucleotides long. RefSeq names its product protein ROOT INITIATION DEFECTIVE 3. Gene Ontology annotation, biological process: rRNA processing; DNA-templated DNA replication. Gene Ontology annotation, cellular component: nuclear pre-replicative complex. The transcript has 8 exons. Lineage: Eukaryota; Viridiplantae; Streptophyta; Magnoliopsida; Malpighiales; Euphorbiaceae. The coding region runs from base 628 to 1893 and encodes 421 amino acids. Gene Ontology annotation, molecular function: protein binding. The record is from RefSeq and is a predicted model, not a curated record.
GGCUUAUGCAUAUUCCAACAUGUGCUUCUGCUCCUCAUGGUUUAUUGUGCCUGAAAGACCAAUUCCUUGUAGCUUCUCAGGUUAAUAAGCAUGGAUCUGUAGGUGGCGGGGCUAUCUUCACCUGGCCCUUGAACAAGUCAAUUAGGUAAAUUCUGAGGCUCUAUGUCCAUGACAAAUCAGACUGGUCUGGGUUUCGGAUUAAAGUGGCUCUAGAUGAUGCUGUUCUCAUGAUUAUUGGUUUGGGUAGUUGGUAAAUUUCAAUUGUGAUUCUUGAUUUAUGUAUUAUAUCAAAGUGAUAGGUGUUUUCAUGAUUAUCAAGCAAGAUUUUUUCUCUUGAUGCUUGAUCAAGGAAACUUUUGCUGUUGGUGGUUGAUUUUAUAAUGAAAUUCCUGCUUAGCCUGGUGGCCAGGGGAUUUGUGCCCCUGAACCUCUUCCCCCUCCCCAGUUAUUCAGGAAAAAGAAAAAACGAAAAUUCCUGCUUUUACUUUUGUUUUCAUUUUUGCUGAUUUGCCUCAUAUUUGUAAAAUCUGAUCGAACUACCAAAGAUGAUUCAAUGAAAAAUUUAUAAAAAACCAAUCCACCUAUUCUGAAAUCUAAAUUUGUUGGCAUAAGAUUCUACUUCAUUUCAUGUUCAAUUUUCAGCCUCAAUCACCACUUCGGAGCUACCCACUUGAAGCUAUUGGGCCGAUUGCUUGCACCACGGAUGGAGUGUAUCUUGCAGGUGGUUCUCCUUCUGGAAAUGCUUAUAUUUGGGAGGUUACUAGUGGAAGAUUACUCAAAACCUGGGGUGCCCAUCAUUCAUCUUUGAAGUGCAUGGUAUUUUCUAAUGAUGACUCUCUCCUUAUUUCUGGUUCAGAUGAUGGCAUUAUCUGUAUGUGGUCUAUGAUUAGUUUGCUAGAUAUGGAGAAUUCGGGAAGCUCUUCUUCAUUGUUGCACUAUUCAUCAGAGCAUAAGUCCUCCAUAAGUGGUCUGUUAACAACAUCCGGCAAUUCAAACUCAACUUUUAUCUCAAGCUCCCUUGAUGCUACGUGCAAGGCUUGGGACCUGGUCUCUGGUGAGCCUAUUCAAAGUCAGGAAUAUCCACUGGCAAUUACUGCAAUCAUCCUUCAUCCAGUGGAUCAAUUCCUGUUUGCUGGAUGUAUAGAUGGAAGAAUAUUUGUUAGUAUGCUUAACGUUGGACUAGUGGAUGAUCCUUUGGUUAUUGCUGAAGAUCCACUUGUUGUGCUUGAAGGACACAAAGGAUCUAUAACAGCAUUGACCUUCAGUACAUUAGGUCUGAUAUCAGCAUCUGAGGAUUGUACGAUCUGCCUCUGGGAUGCUGUUAGUUGGGUUGCUAUACAAAGGUUUAACUAUCACAAAGGGGCAGUAACUAAUGUUGUAGUGAUUCAGCACUCUUUGCUGCUUCCUUCAUCAAGCCAUCAGAGAGUUCCCAAUCGUCUCUGUGUUUCUCCACUGGACAAAUGCCAGCCACCCAACUCAUCCAUGGGAACCACCACUCUCCGUCGCACAUGUUUUUCCCUCGAUGACAAUUACAAUUCUCUGAAUGUCGGAACCAUUUCCUUGGAGCGACAAAUAUUUGAGAUGGAGGUCUUUCUUAUAUGUUUUGGGGAACAUCCAAUUCUUAUUCCUCUGUUGGUAUGUCACCAGGAAGAACAUACACCUGCAGCUUUGCAGAUGAAGGCAGAAACAAGCAUAGUCCAGCGGAUGUGGGCUACAAGAAUGACAAAGCAUGUUAUGGAAAUGAACAAGCAUUUGCAAUCCCGUUUGCUAGAUUUGAUGCAGAUCCGGUUGCUAUGGAACACUGAAGAUAAUGAGAGCAACAGAAGAAAGAAGAAGAAGCUCAAAAUUGAAACUCCACUCGAGGAAGAGAAGCUACUGCAGUCCCAAAAUUAAAAUUUCCAUGAUUUUUAAACAGGAAGUUAACCAGAAGAAGGUGGCGUAAUUUUUUUUUUUUUUUUUUUUAUAAUUGUAGCAUAAGCAUGGUUCCGUCUAUGAAUCGUCGGAAACAGAAUUUUUUUCCGCUCAUAUAUUUAAAUAUUAUUCAAAAAAUAUUUUAGUUGUUGACUCUU